AUGGCGAGGUUGAACAUCAAGAACAUCAACCCUCACGUGGUUGAGGCUCAGUAUGCCGUCCGUGGUGAGCUCGCCGUCAAGUCAGAAGUAUACCGCGCCAAGAUUCGCAAAGGCGAGGGCAAGGACCUGCCAUUCAAAGAGGUCAUCAGUGCAAACAUUGGAAAUCCCCAGCAACUCGACCAGAAACCCAUCACUUUCUUUCGCCAAGUUCUGAGUUUGCUCGAGAACCCCAAGUUGCUCGAGCAUGAGGACGUGUUGAUCAACUCUUUGGGGUACAAGACCGAUGUCAUCGAGCGCGCAAAGACACUGCUGAGCCAGGUCGGAAGCGUGGGCGCAUACAGUGCCAGUGCAGGAGCCCCGGGGAUCAAGGAGAGUAUUGCCAAGUUUUUGGAGAGACGAGAUGGCUUUCCAGCCGAUCCAUCGCGCAUCUAUCUCUCUGGUGGCGCCUCUUCCGGUGUCAACACUCUGUUGCACAUCAUCUGUGCCGGCCAGAACAGUGGCAUCCUCAUUCCUAUCCCGCAAUAUCCUCUCUACACCGCCGCACUCGCCGUCCUUCAAGCGAAAUGUGUACCCUACUAUCUGGACGAGUCACAGAAUUGGGGUACCUCCCUGGCUACCAUCAAGGAGUCCUACGAAAAGGCCAAGAGCGAGGGCACUGAUGUGCGUGCAAUCGUGGUCAUCAACCCAGGAAACCCUACUGGUGCCUCGCUCUCUGAGGCCGACAUCGGCUCCAUUAUCGACUUUGCCACGCAAGAAAAGUUGGUUGUCAUAGCCGAUGAAGUGUACCAAACCAACGUCUUUCUUGGCACCUUCCACUCCUUCCGGGAGGUGCUCCUCAAGAAGCAGAAGGAUGCUCCCGGCAAGUACGAUUCACUGGAGCUCGCCUCGCUGCACUCUAUCUCGAAGGGUAUGGUUGGCGAAUGUGGCCACCGCGGCGGUUACUUCGAGUUGAUCGGAUUCGACCCCGAAGUCGAGGAGCAGGUCUACAAGUUCGUUUCCGUCAUGCUCUGCGCGCCCGUUAUCGGCCAGUGCCUAGUCGAGCUGAUGGUCAACCCGCCUCGGGAAGGCGACCCGUCGUUCGAGCUCUACGACAAGGAGUACAACGGCAUCUUCAAUAGUCUGAAGGAGCGUGCUUUUGCGCUCUACAAUGCAUUCAAGGAUAUGGAGGGAGUCAAGUGCGGCGAGCCCCAGGGCAGCAUGUACCUGUUCCCUACCAUCACCCUACCGGCUAAGGCUAUCGAGGCUGCCAAGAAGGAGGGCAGGUCACCGGAUGAAUUCUACUGCCUGCGCCUGCUUGAUGCGACGGGCGUGUGCCUCGUGGCUGGCAGCGGGUUUGGGCAGAAGGAGGGUACUCUGCAUUUCCGGACGACAUUCUUGGCGCCUGGUACGGAAUGGGUUGGUUCUAUCAAGAAGUUCCAUAAGGAGUUCAUGGACGAGUUCAGAUAG
This is a messenger RNA of Pseudomassariella vexata, 1446 nucleotides long. RefSeq names its product alanine transaminase-like protein. Gene Ontology annotation, molecular function: pyridoxal phosphate binding; L-alanine:2-oxoglutarate transaminase activity. The coding region runs from base 1 to 1446 and encodes 481 amino acids. Lineage: Eukaryota; Fungi; Ascomycota; Sordariomycetes; Amphisphaeriales; Pseudomassariaceae. The transcript has 2 exons. Gene Ontology annotation, biological process: biosynthetic process. The record is from RefSeq and is a predicted model, not a curated record.